This is a messenger RNA of Anisakis simplex (herring worm), 816 nucleotides long. Lineage: Eukaryota; Metazoa; Nematoda; Chromadorea; Rhabditida; Anisakidae. The record is from the annotation of a GenBank genome assembly.
AUGGGCUCGAUUGCACCCCAACAACAGCUGUCAGCGCCACCGACACCAACUCAGCAAACUGGUCAGCUGGUGCCUGGCGGAGGACAGCUGCUAUCCCCACCGAUGAACGGCGGUGCUGCCGGGGUCAGGGCCCCACCACCGUACACUCAGGUUGUCUCGGCGGCCAACGGUCAGCUCACACCAUCGACCUAUCAUUCGAGACCAACGUCAUUACCGUUGCAACAACAAACACAGCAUCAGUUUCUCAAUACUAAUGGUAACGGCAAUUACAAUGGUAAUUUUAAUGCUAGUGCUAGCAACGGUAGCGUGGUGAUGCCAUACGUUCAGCCGUCGGGCAAAAUCGACACAGAACAGUCACAGAAUUGUUCAGGUCCUCCAACGCCGUCAAGCGGCCGGCCUGGAUCAUCUGCGUCAAUGGAUUGUACGCAAGUGCGACCAAAACAAAUACGGAAACGACGACGAGACGGCGACAGUGGGAAUGGAAACAACAGUGUUGAUGAAGACCAAUUUGUGCGCACUCCGAUGAUGGGUGAUGUGUAUGCGAGUCAGUUGACAACACAGCUGGAACGAGACGUGUACGAUAUUGUGGAUCAUCUAUUGACACAAGUGGUGAUCAUGGUUGAUGGUGCAGAAGUGGCGCGUAAAAGUGGUAUGCUGAAACGAUUGUUAGAGUCACAUCCCGCGAAACCGUACAAUAAUCAUCGAAAUGCGUACUCAGCAGGAUAUGAAGGGCAUGGUUGGUUUCAUUGGAUAUUUUUCUUCGAAGGGAACUUUUGGGAUUUUGAUUUCAACUCUUCGGAUUUCAUUGAAAAAUAG